AUCUUCAUAUUGUAUAGAGAGCAGCUUCGGGGUCACCCAAUUUCCAGUAACCUCUAAGCCACCAUCGCCUGGGAGGAACAGCAUCAACAGAGUUUUUUCUUCAUACGAACAAAGAACAUGAGAGCCUGGAUCUCGAAAACAUUUCCGUAGAAGAAAAAUCUGGCUCAUUUCUGCUGAAUCUGGCUGUGCUUCAGGCGGUUUGGGUGUUUUUCUUUCCCUCUAAUCAAGAAUCAUUGACCAAAUGUCACUGAACACAGAGGGAGACUAGUGUUGAGAAUCGGGUUUCCAGUCACUCAUUCGUUCCAAGUCUAGCAGUUACAGCGUCGGAUUGGCACUGUAGUUUUUUCCGAAAGAAAACUAUUUUACUCUUCUUUUUCUCACUUUCCCCCUCCUACAAAUGUGGUACUUCGAGCUCUGAAGGGACAGUGACGCGUUGGUGACAGUUACCAGUGCCUAACACACUUGCACGGUGUAAGAUGAAUUUCUGAGGGCUGAGAUUAAAAACAUGGAAUGAACCGAGGAAGUCAUGGCGAAAUCCUGUGAGCCUUCUAAAAGAAAGGAGACAAUAGGAUAUCGGUCCAACUUCAUUGCCAUAACCUCUAAGUAGGUUCUUUUCUUCGUGGAGAAUAUUCUAAAACUGAAUUUCUAGCGAAAGACGAAAGACAAAGGACGAAGGAGACACGUUCUUUAUAAACGAAAAAAGUAUCCUAGUACUUUCAGCCAGCGUUAAGAACAAGCCGGUGAACGAUAAACACCCACGCUCUUGUUUACCCUGUGACAUAGUUUCACGAGGACUUGGGUUAUUUUGGGCUGCCCUGAGUUUCCUUAGUUGUUCCGAUUUUUUUUCCCAUUUCUUUCGCCAAGCGAAAAUUGACUUCGAGGGGGGGAAAAGGAGAGCGUUUUUCCUGUCAGCUUUUCCCCCAAUACUUUAAUGUGAUAAAAGAAUCUACAAGCUCGUUUUUUUUAAAGAUCAUGUAUAACUGAAAGACGAAGAAUAAAAUGCGAAAUAAAGAUUAGAAGUAGAUGUCCUUUUUCAAGUCUAUUCAACUGUUAUAAGUCGUGUUAUGCCAACAAUCUAUGUGCACGUAACAAACUAAAAAUUAGACUCAUUUCGCGCCACCAAACCAUCCCCUGCCCUCGAAAUAUUAAGUCUGAUAUCUCAAAGUACAUAAUAACGGUUUCCCAAAACAUUUUUGUUGACUCAAGUGAUCUCGGUGGCAAUCAAAUUAUCAGUCGCAAACGGAACGACAGAUUUAGCAUAAUAUGAUGAUUACCUCCACAUCCUUCAUAAAUGUCUGUGUCUGCUCAGACGACCAGAUGUGUCGCUACUUCUAAAACUCAAGUAGGUCAACUCAGGCUGCAAUCGAGCACCUCCAGGCCUCAACUUCGGGGAUGGUGCUCUUGGGUAGGAUUAAGGAAUUCUGGGAACAAGAAGAAAUCGUAAUGAUGUUUGUGCCGCCACAGGGCAAGACAACUAAUGGCUCACUGUCUCCCGUCCAGUUGACUUAUCAAUUGGUCUCAGCGGCGACUACGGCCGCAGCUGCCGCCAGCACCUCCGCCAUCAACAACAACGACAACCACAACGGCAACAGCAACAACUACAACAACAACAGCCCCCUUGCGAUCUUAUCCGGCGCUGCAGCGGCAGCGACCACUACCUCAACAACCACGACGAUCGCAGUCGCUGCGGCGGCGACCUUGACCACGAUGACGACGAUGACAAUGACGACAAAUGUCACAGACACGUGCGCUAACUGCACUCAACUGGAAGAGGACAUUAUCUGGCAACCCCACGUGAUCCAGAGGGUGGCUACAAUCGUUUUCAGCAUGGUUUUAGCACUCAUUGGAAACACAGCCAUUAUCCUGAUGCUCACGUGCACUAGGUAUCGUAAGAGGAACAGUCGUGUGAACAUCUUCAUAAUUCACCUGGCUAUAGGCGACCUGACUGUAUGUGUGUGUACGAUGACCACGGAGAUCCUGUUCGUGGCCUUUGGCCAGUGGGUGCUGGGCCCUGCUCUCUGCAAGAUCUUGCCUUACCUCCAGGCCAUCACUUUAGCGAGUACAACCUUCAUCCUGACAUCCAUGAGUUUUGACAGGUAUAUGGCCAUCUGCAAACCGCUCAAGUACCGUGCCACCACCACGAGGGCCAAGAAAUUCAUCGCUAUCUCGUGGAUCAUGGCUUUUGUACUAGCCAUACCGCAGCUGCUAAUUUUUGUACAGACCCAGGAAAAUAAAGAUGGCCGCCUCCUCUACGUCUGCAAAACCACGGGCUACACGGCGUUGUGGCAACGCAUGCUCUACCUGUCUUUCUUCACCGCCUACAUCCUCGUCAUCCCUGUCAUCCUCAUCUCCUUCUGUUACGUCAGCAUCGUGCUCGUGGUUUCAAAAGCCAGCAAAGUGGUGCAAACUUCUCAGAACAACAACCAUUCGCUACGACGUUCGAGUUUUGGCAGGAGCAAAUCCACCUUCCCCCGCGCCAAAAUUCGCACCGUCUGGUUGACAUUCGCUAUCAUAGCCACGUUCAUCAUUUGCUACACGCCGUAUUUCGUGACUACUUUAAUCCGGGUCUACAGCAAUUAUAAAAUUCACGUGCCUGAGUCGGUGAUGGCUCUGGUGGAGACGAUUACCUUCAUCCAAAGCGCUUCCAACCCUCUCAUCUACGGCUGUUUCAAUGUGAAAAUAAAGCGAGGCCUUGUGGAACUCUUUUGCCCUUACGCCGAGCAGCCGAUCCGGCGCUCUCCGAGCUACAGGUCUCCAGGAUUGUGCAUGUCCAUGUCGGAAGGCCGUGCUCACCCUCGGGCUCAAUACGAGAUGAAACUCUGUGCCAACGUCCGCCUGCGAGACCCUGCUUCCAACAAUCUAUCGCACUCGAGUAGCGGGAACUCUCGAGAUGAUCGUCUGCUGGGGCGAGGAUCGAGCGCCAUCACGGUUACGGAAGAAAAUAAAAACGGAGUGCGCCUGCGCGUACGUUUUGCGACGAACAGGGACCAUUGCAAGUGUCUGUCCACCGACGGUAUCGACUCGUGCCACGCUGAAAUGCUCAAUCCGUUUGACAUGCUACACCAGGGCCACGGGAGCCAGAAAUUUCCUGUUCUAAGGCAUCACUCUUUGCAGCAGCUGUACAAGUGAUCGUUCAGAGGCUGAAAUAGAUUCUUGUGUUCAUCGAACAGAAUCGGGGUAGACGUGCGUCCAAUUUUGCCACACUCACAAUAAUACAUACAUGUACACAUUUGCAAUGGCCGUAUGUACUGGGUGCAUUUGUCCGGGGCCGAUGCCAGUUUAGCACUAGCCGAACUGAUUUAUGCGGAACCAGCAUAAUGUGUAUUUACCUGGGUUCUGCAGAACCCACUUACCGUUAGAAGUGGAUGAUGUUAUAUUUUUAUCGAUAGUGUGGAACAGAAAAAUAACACAAAAUCAUAACAUUUCACACUGAAAAAAUAGCGACGGAUUGUUUUGGUCUCAAUUAUAGUUAUAAUAUUAUGCAGGAGACUCCUGAAGCACUUGAAUCGUUCUUCCUUUCAACAAAGGAGUGUUAAAUAAACGCGUAUACCUCUUACCUCUAUCUAUUAUUCGAUAUUAUACGGCAACAGUAUUACUACGACGGCGAAGGGUACGUCUAGGGGCCCAUAGAGCAAGUGAAUCCGAAAAGCAUUUAGUUAAAACAACAUCAGCGGUCUAUUCUUGCUGAACAACGUUUGGAGAGUAUACACUGACCCGUCCGGGUGUCUGCACUGAGUCUGUCAUCUUGACCCGACGACACCAGCGUCCGUGGUGUUAUGGUCAGGCUCCUCACUGCUGCACGUGAAAGAUGUCAGUUUGAUUCUCAUGUGAGGAAGUCUGUUUUAUUGGGUUUCUCCGUCUUUCUGUAAGGAUGCUGUAUCCCACUAUGAAAGGGUUGACCAGGCAGAGAAAGAAUAGUUCAGUGGUGGAGUAAAAGACCUACACCCAGUUUCCCAAAUAAUAAGGAUACAAAAUUAAAUAUGGAUAAGUGCCUGCUCCACUUGGCCACCCACGAGAACACUGCCAACCUUCGAGAUUGCUGUGGUGCAGGGAUCCAAGGAACAGAGUAGAGGCUUUGGAAAGGCCCAUGUUUGCCUAAACAUUAUUACGUGCUAUGUGUUUGAACCAUUAAAUUAUUGUGUAUAGGCAAGAUUGCUGCCUCAGCUGGAGAGUUGGGCGCUAAAAUAUCCAGCCUAACCUACAGCUACUCGAAGUAUUUCUGCCGUUGAUGCUCGCACUCUGGAUACUUCCAAAGUAGUAGAGAUUGUUUCAGAAUGCUCUCCGGUCCGCUUGGGUCAUGAUAUAGAUUGUAAAGCGCAAAAAGCAUGCUGUUGAGCGGGGAUUUGCGCUACACAAAUUCUAUAAUUUAUUCAUUUUAGUAUAUUCAAUGUCAUGUGCAUACACGCCCAACACUGACAAUAUCAUACAUAUUUGAUUGAAGCUGUUGAUGAUAGACCAACAAUAAUCGAUAAUAAAAUAUGUCGACUUAUCAACAAUAAAGCGAAUGCCUUAAUUUUGCUUCGCUCAUAUUCUCGACACAACGGUGCAAAAAGAGUCACUACUGCACAGAAGUAAGAAAAGCGGUAUUGGAUGGAUUUCUACCUACAUUGUCCACUUACACCAAUAAUAUUAUGUUCCCGAGAACAAAUAGAUAUAUUCGAAUUCUGCUCAAUGCAUUACGGGAUAUAUACAAAACAUUUCCAGCAACGAGAAGGACAUCGACACGACAACGGCCUUAUACUGUAUUGAAGGGAGAAUAGAAAAAUACACCAACUGUAGAAAUUGCGGGAAAGAAAAGAAGUAGGACACAUGAGCGGAGCGCUCAAACCACCCAUACAACACCACUUUGAUAAUGAUAAUAUUAUUUAUAAUGAUGUGCAGCCGAUUUCGUUUUCCGUUUCUUCUUUUGCACUCUCUGACCAUUUCCCGUCUCUGCGGUUAGCUGUUGCCUCGUAUUCUGUGAUCUGAAGAAUUGUUAUAAUGACUAUUUUAAACUGAAUUUUCUGCAAUUGUGCAAAUGUUUUGUGUUCAAAAAUAUAUUUAAAAAGCGAUGUUUCAAUUGUUUUCUGUUUUAAAAAAACAACAUAAGCUCGGUUUGAUACGAAUGUGCUUGUAAACUUUUGUGAUUAUGGCUUAUUUCCUGAAUACACUUGGAUGAAAUAUU
This is a messenger RNA of Aplysia californica (California sea hare), 5164 nucleotides long. RefSeq names its product gonadotropin-releasing hormone II receptor. Gene Ontology annotation, cellular component: membrane. Gene Ontology annotation, molecular function: peptide binding; G protein-coupled receptor activity. NCBI's taxonomy places the organism in Eukaryota, Metazoa, Mollusca, Gastropoda, Aplysiida, Aplysiidae. Gene Ontology annotation, biological process: G protein-coupled receptor signaling pathway. The record is from RefSeq and is a predicted model, not a curated record.